AGCCGCUCCGGGCUCCGCCGUGCUGCCGCCCCCGCCCCGACCUGCCGCCCUGCCCUCUUGGCAUCCCCAGGGGCCUCCCCGCGCCCCGGGGGCGCCGAUGCCCCGCGGGCCGCUGGACCCGCUGGACCCGCCCGAGGGCGCGUGCCCGCCGCGGGCGUUCUGCGGAGCAGCCGAGCUCGAGGCGCCCCUGAGCGGAACCUGCGAAUGGGCGGGGUGCUCCGGCUCGCGCCGAGUGCGGUGGUGGCGCCGGGCUUGGAAGCUACACGCGGCCGCAGGGGCCGUCGCGGCCUUGCUGAGCGCGGCGCUGGCGCUGGCCAUCUGGCGCAGCGCUGGGCUGCAGUCGGCGCAGAGCCGGGCACCGGAGGCGCCCACGAUGGCGAGCAAGGCCGCCGAGGACCUGCCGGGUCUCCAGGCGACCGGCCCAAAGGCGAUCGAUGCGCCCGGGCUGUCUCUGGCAGGACGGGCGGCCGGGCUCGAGCGGGUGGUGGCGGCCACGACCGCGACGUCGACAACGACCAGGGCCGUGUCGCUCUUCUGUUUCUCCGUGAUGGUGUCCGGCGAGUGGGAGCGGGAAUUGGUGACAUUUCAGCUGCAGGCCAGCGCGGGGAUCUUCGCCUGCGACCGCACGGUAGUCUUCAGCGACGGUCCGAGCCUGGCUCUGGGGAGGGACGCCGAGGGCAACGAUGCUGCCACGUGGCCGCUACGACCCACUUCGGAAGCGCCAGAUUCGCGGGGGCUGGCUCCCUCUUCCAGGACCGCAUCCCGGCUGAGCGCCACCGCUCUCGCACGGGCCUUUGACGAGCUGAUCGGGGACGAGCUGGGCGCCAUGUGGGCCUACGACUGGCUGGUGAAGGCGGACUUGGACACGGUCUUCUUCCCGGAUCGCCUUCGCCUCCACCUCGCCGACCACGGGCGCGGCGCUCGCUACCUCCUCGGCUGUACUCCCCGGCUGCCCGCCCGCGCUCGGCUGCACGGGGCGUUGGCUGCCUUCUCGGCGCCGGCGAUGGAGGCUUGUGGACAACGAUGUGUCCAUUGUCAUGGCGCCCGCAAGUGGAGGCGUACCGGAGGGGCGCGGCGAGGUGUGGCCUGGAGCUCGGGCAGCCUGGCCGCGAGGAGGGCGCGGUGCCGCGGCCGGCCCGGGAGGGGGACGCGGUCAUGCAGCAGUGCCUGGAGCUGCUCGGGGUGGAGGGCCUGUCGCAUCUCGCCGUCCUGGCGGACGAGGAGUGCGUCCCCGCCCCGUGCUCCGACAACUGGAGGGCUGCGUUCCACCCCUACAGGGACGUCUCGAGCUGGGUCGGCUGCUGGCACUGGUCCAACCAGGCAGGACAGCAGCACGGGUCUCGCCUGUAGCGUUCUGCGAGGACGCGGGGUCAGGGACUUAGCAGCGGUUGUGCGGUGCUCCUCCGGAAGCACCAGCAGUAGAUAGGUCUUUUUCUUGCCCAGACGUGAUAAGCGUGCUGGCGUUCAACCUCACGGUAUGUAAAUAUCCAGGGGCACGGCGGCGGAUUUGGCUUUCAAUCUGCCGGGAUGCACGGUUGCGACUGUGUCUUCUCGCUGAGUGCAGUGUUUCACUCCGAACUCAUUCUCUGCCCCUGGGUCGGCGGAUUUGUCACUAGUCCAUCGUGGGCCUGUUCUGCAGCCGCGAUGGGCCUGUGGAGGCAGCCAUGAUGAUAUGUUUUUGUUUGUUUGUUUCAGGGAAGCAGGUCGCGCGUCUGCCGUCACGCGCAUGCUGUUCGCCAAGUCUAGGCGUCUUCGAUCCCUAGGCUCCUCUAGUCCGUAUGCUUGCUCUCGUAGUUAGGCCAAAGUAGUGGUGCGUCCCAUCCCCAAUCACCGCAUUGACGGAUGCCGCCCCCUGCGUGAAGUGACGACGAUUGUUCAGCAAAA
Molecule: messenger RNA, 1884 nt
Organism: Prorocentrum cordatum
Lineage: Eukaryota; Dinophyceae; Prorocentrales; Prorocentraceae
Source: the annotation of a GenBank genome assembly